This is a messenger RNA of Neltuma alba, 1530 nucleotides long. RefSeq names its product isovaleryl-CoA dehydrogenase, mitochondrial. Gene Ontology annotation, biological process: L-leucine catabolic process. The transcript has 15 exons. Gene Ontology annotation, molecular function: flavin adenine dinucleotide binding; 3-methylbutanoyl-CoA dehydrogenase activity. The record is from RefSeq and is a predicted model, not a curated record. Lineage: Eukaryota; Viridiplantae; Streptophyta; Magnoliopsida; Fabales; Fabaceae. Gene Ontology annotation, cellular component: mitochondrion. Bases 125 to 1339 code for a protein of 404 amino acids.
CGAAAUUGCUUUCAUAAAGACGUAUUUGUUUCCCUUCUUCAGUGCAUCAUGUACCAGGCGGACAACUUUUCUUUGGCUAGAGAAUAAAGUAGCUCUUCUUCUACCCUUCUUGCAGAAUAGGAAGAUGCACAGGAUCAUCAAACCCAAGUUUAUUUUCGGAAGAAAACCUUUCUCUGCUGCUUUCUCGACCUCCUUCCUCUUCGACGAUACUCAGAUACAGUUCAAAGAAAGUGUUGCACAAUUUGCAAAAGAAAACAUUGCACCUCAUGCGGUAAAAAUAGACCAAACAAAUUCAUUCCCACAGGAGGUUAACUUAUGGAAACGAAUGGGAAAUUUCAAUCUCCUUGGCAUUACUGCACCAGAGGAAUAUGGAGGCCUUGGCCUUGGUUACUUGUACCAUUGUUUGGCAAUGGAAGAAAUAAGCCGUGCCUCUGCAUCUGUUGGACUUUCUUAUGGUGCUCAUUCUAACUUGUGUAUCAAUCAGCUGGUGAGGAAUGGAAGUCCUGCUCAGAAGCAAAAGUACUUGCCUAAGCUCAUCUCUGGGAAGCAUGUGGGAGCUUUGGCAAUGAGUGAGCCCAAUGCUGGUUCUGAUGUUGUUAGCAUGAAAUGCAAGGCUGAUCGCGUAGAUGGGGGUUAUGUAGUUAACGGAAACAAGAUGUGGUGUACCAAUGGUCCAGUUGCUGAAACAUUAGUUGUUUAUGCAAAAACAGAUAUAAAAGCUGGGUCAAAAGGAAUUACAGCCUUCAUCAUCGAGAAGGGAAUGCCAGGAUUUAGUACAGCCCAGAAAUUAGACAAACUUGGGAUGCGAGGAAGUGAUACAUGUGAGCUUGUCUUUGAGAAUUGCUUUGUUCCAAAUGAAAAUGUUCUUGGACAAGAAGGACAAGGAGUCUAUGUCAUGAUGUCUGGGUUGGAUCUGGAGAGGCUUGUUUUGGCAGCUGGUCCUUUAGGUAUUAUGCAGGCUUGUCUUGAUGUUGUUCUUCCUUAUGUUCGACAAAGAGAGCAAUUUGGACGUCCUAUUGGGGAAUUUCAAUUUAUACAGGGGAAAAUUGCUGAUAUGUACACUUCUUUACAGUCUUCAAGGUCUUACGUGUAUUCUGUUGCUCGAGAUUGUGACAAUGGAACAAUUAAUCCCAAGGAUUGUGCUGGUGUCAUUCUCUGCGCAGCUGAGAGAGCAACCCAGGUUGCUUUGCAGGCUAUCCAGUGUUUAGGUGGAAACGGCUAUGUGAACGAGUAUACAGUUGGUCGUCUUCUUAGAGAUGCAAAGCUAUACGAGAUUGGAGCUGGAACGAGUGAGAUCAGGAGAAUGAUUAUAGGACGAGAACUCUUAAAGGAACAUUGACAUUAUCAUUUCGUUUUUGAUUGUCAAUAACUUUCGAUUUCACGUUUUUUACGAGGGAUUGGCCUGAGCCGUUAUGGGCUUUUGAACCAAAAGCUAAAGUAUUAUUCGGGGAUUCCACCAAAUGAAUUUCGUUGUAUUGAACAAACUGAUUACAUCACUAAAAGCUGCAAACAUUUUAUUUCAUUUAAAAA